CGCGUUACAUAGAAUCGCUAGUCAGCGACGCAUUUUCUCCCACCACUUUACAAUGGCUUGGUGUAUAAAAACAUCAUCAUUUUAUGACGCAGUUGUCAGUUUGUAAGAAAUUACGGAGUAAUAUCGAAUUUUAUUUGUGAACAAAAUAAUGGCUGGAAUUGUGAAUUUCAAAGUUUAUCUGGAAGAAGAUGAAGAAUCUUCCAAACAAGAAGUUCGAAGAUUUGGGAUUGAUUCAGAUGUUGUAAUGAAUUUUGAGUAUCUUCGUGAAAAGUUGCAAGUUAUUUGCCCCCAUUUAAAAGGAAAACGAUUUAUAAUUAAUUGGAAAGAUUCUGAUGGUGACAUGAUAACAAUCUCCAGCGAUGAAGAAUUAGUACUUGCUUUGAAUGAAACAUCAACAGAUCCAGUUCGCAAGAUCUAUGUAAAAAUUCUACAUGAUCAUCAACCAAAUGUUCAAUUUUGUCCAUCAGUAUCACCAGCGACACUUCAUGUAGGAGUUACAUGUGAUGGUUGCAAUGGUCUUAUUCGUGGAUUUCGAUUCAAAUGUGUCCAAUGCCCAGAUUUUGACCUUUGCUCUUCUUGUCAGUCUCAAGGAUUACAUCCAGAACAUUGUAUGCUUCGUUUGGUGAAUCCUCUUUAUAUUAAAGCACGCUUUGGAAAACGAUUUAUGCGUCACAUGAAUAAAUUUGCAAAAAAACAUUCCCAAUCAUGUCACGAUGACGAUGACGACGAUGAUGAUAAUGAUGAUGAUGAUGAAGCAAAAGUAAAAAAUAAAAACAAAGGUUAUAAAUGUGCGGGAAAAAAAUUGGAAAAACAUAAUAAACGAGUUUCAAAUUGUCCAAUCACAUCUGAUUUAGAAAGUAUGAUGAAUUCAGUUACAGAAUAUAUGAAUGGAUUGACACAAGACUUAACAGAACCACUAAUUCAAAUGACCAAGACAGAAAAUCAAAUGAAUCAAAAGACACAAGAACAGAAUAAAAAUCAAACAAAAAAACAAUCUGCAUCAGAAGUAAAAGAUAAUCAAGAAAAAUGUUCAAACUCACAAAGAAUUCCGGAACGUAAAAUACGCCAUAAUGACAUCCUCAAUAUCUUAGGCCAAAGUUUGUAUCACUUCUUGGAUCCAGUGAGAAUUGAUUCAAACAUACAAAUGAAAACAGAUCACCAAGAGCCUACUUCUUCAAAUAAUGAUAAAAAAAAAGUUAAUUCGAAUAGUGAUGUCAAUAGCACAGCUGAAUCUCCAACUCCUAGCACUUCUAAAUCUAAUAGUGGGACUGCUACUCCAAAAACUUUCAAUGAAAAGAAUGAUACUGACAAACAAAAUAGUGUUUCUUCAAGUUCCGAAAAAAGAAUGAAUAAUGAGCCUAAUACUAGUAAAAAAAAUGUUGAAUAUGUAUUAGAAAGAGAUGGGCACAGUGAUCCAGAGUGGACUGUUAUCAAAGAGGUAAUGGCGGAAACUAAAGAGCAGCCGAAAAACGCAUCAGCACCAAUCUAUCCUCAAUUACCGGAAGAAAAGAAAAUUUAUCAUCCUAACCCGAAAAUUCAAAAAGCUGUUGAACUUAUGAUUCAAAUGGGAUUCUCUAAUGACAAUGAUCUACUAACUAAUCUUUUAGUCGCUAAAAAUGGAGAUAUUGUCAGUGUCAUAGAUAUUCUCCAACAACAGUGAUUUAAAUGAAUCAUAUUCAUUUAUCUAAAAAUUAGGAGUUUUCAUUUCUAAUUAUUUUAAACAUUCCAUGAUCUGUUUAUUGAUGUAUCACUCAAUACUUUUGAUGUAUCACUGAGCUACUAUUGUAUAUGGCGUGUAGUAUUCAGACAUUUAGUUGGAAUAAAAUAAAUAAAAUCUAUUUAUUGUA
Chelonus insularis is the source of this 1847-nucleotide messenger RNA. RefSeq names its product refractory to sigma P (gene ref(2)P). Gene Ontology annotation, molecular function: protein kinase C binding; K63-linked polyubiquitin modification-dependent protein binding; zinc ion binding. Gene Ontology annotation, cellular component: amphisome; aggresome. Gene Ontology annotation, biological process: aggrephagy; endosome organization; mitophagy. The coding region runs from base 149 to 1660 and encodes 503 amino acids. The record is from RefSeq and is a predicted model, not a curated record. Lineage: Eukaryota; Metazoa; Arthropoda; Insecta; Hymenoptera; Braconidae. The transcript is spliced from 4 exons.